Staurois parvus is the source of this 528-nucleotide messenger RNA. Lineage: Eukaryota; Metazoa; Chordata; Amphibia; Anura; Ranidae. The record is from the annotation of a GenBank genome assembly.
CGAACAGACCUGAUCACUGCCAUGAAGCUGCACGACUCCUACCAGCUAAAUCCUGAGGACUAUUACGUACUGGUGGAUCCAUGGCGGCAGGAGUGGGAGAAAGGUGUACAAGUCCCUGUGAACCCACAGUUAAUCCUGGAGCCAGUUGCCAGGGUGAUCGCUGAAAAAGAGAAAAUAGUCACAUACAGUAGACCUCGCAAGUACAUCCACUCGUCUGGAUCUGAUCCACCAGAACUAGGAUAUGUUGACAUCAGGACACUUGCAGAAGGAGUUUGCCGCUAUGACCUAAAUGAGAUGGAUGUGGCUUGGCUGGAGCUGAUUAAUGAAGAAUUCAGAGAAAUGGGUGUGCCACAGCUGGAUGAGUAUAUAAUGGAGCGAGCAAUGGAGGAGUUUGAGCAGAAGUGCUAUGACAACAUGAACCAUGCCAUAGAGACAGAGGAAGGCCUUGGCAUUGAGUAUGAUGAGGAUGUUGUUUGUGAUGUAUGUCAGUCUCCAGAUGGUGAAGAUGGCAAUGAAAUGGUCUUCUGU